Arachis duranensis is the source of this 978-nucleotide messenger RNA. RefSeq lists its product as uncharacterized. Lineage: Eukaryota; Viridiplantae; Streptophyta; Magnoliopsida; Fabales; Fabaceae. The transcript has a single exon. The coding region runs from base 1 to 978 and encodes 325 amino acids. The record is from RefSeq and is a predicted model, not a curated record.
AUGGAUACACCAUCAAAUCCCACUCCUCAACCCCCAAUCCAAAGCGUCAUUCCCUCUCAACCUCAACCCAAUCCUAAGGGAGGCAUCAAUGCCAUCACCCUAAGAUCCGGAACACAAUUAAAAGAGAAGGGAGCAAAGGAUUCAAACCCCAUCACAACCGCUCAAGAGGAAGAGAGAAUAAAUAUAGAUGAGGUAGUGGAAGAGGAGACACCACAAGUCAUAGUUGAGGAUGAAGAAGCUCAACCAACAAAAGAGACCCCCAAGACUAAGAGAACCUUGGAAGAAGAAAUUGCUCAACCACUCCCAUUUCCAACACUUACAAAGAAAGCUAGGAAGCGCGUAGAACUCGACCCCAAAAUGAUAGAAACGUUCAAGAAAGUCGAGGUAACCAUCCCCCUCUUUGAUGCUAUCCAUCAAGUUCCUAGAUAUGCAAAAUUCCUUAAAGAUCUAUGCAUGAACAAGGAUAGAAUUCUUGAAUUGGAAACCAUCCCAUUGGGGAGUUCUAUUUCCGCUUUAAUGGGAGCAUUGCCCGAGAAAUGUGAUGAUCCAGGCCCUUGUAUGGUCACUUGCACCGUCAAUGGAGUUCAAUUCAUAGAUUGUAUGUGUGACCUUAGAGCAUGUGUUAGUAUCAUGCCUCUCUCCGUCUACCGGGUAUUGAAGUUGCCACCACUAAAAAGGUCGACGGCAAGAUUUGUCCUAGCGGAUAAAAGCAUAAUAAUCGUGACGGGUGUUGCGGAAGAUGUACUGGUGAAUAUCAAAGGGUUGGUGUUUCCGAUUGACUUCUAUGUCCUUGAAAUGCCAUCAAGCGAAACCGAGAGAGCAUCAUCCAUCCUACUUGGAAGACCAUUUUUGAGAACUUCUAGAUUUAAGCUAGAUGCCUACUCGGGAACCUACUCAUUUGAGACAGAUGGGAGAGUCGUAAGUUUUAGCCUAGAAGAAGCAAUGAAUCAUCCACCGGAGAAUCACUCUCUAUUCUAG